AUGGCCGACACUGUGUCCAUAGAGAAAUAUAUGCAAAGUAAAUACAAAAAUACAAAGUACACAGUUGAGGAGGAACAGAAAAAGCCAUAUGUGAACCCCUGCUGCUACUACCCAUGUCAACACAAAGGUAUCUGUAUACAAACUGAACAAGACCAAUACCAGUGUGACUGUACCAGAACUGGGUACUAUGGGCCAAACUGCACCAUCCCAUUGCUAUGGACAAGGAUCUGGGAAGGCCUGAGUCCUAGCCCUUCCUUCACCCACUUCCUCCUGACCCAUGCUCGCUGGAUCUGGAAGUUGAUCAAUGCUACCUUCCUCCGAGAUGUUCUCAUGAGGAAUAUUCUUACAAGUCGAACAAACCUGAUUCCCAGCCCACCCACCUACAACUCGGUCCACGGCUACAUUAGCUGGGAGUCCUAUGCCAAUUUGAGCUUCUAUUCUCGAGUCCUACCCCCUGUACCUGAAGACUGUCCUACCCCCAUGGGGGUCAAAGGGAAGAAAGAGCUGCCAGAUCCAGAGGUGCUGGUCACAAGCUUCCUGCUCCGGAAAGAGUUUGUGCCAGACCCUCAGGGGAGCAAUCUUAUGUUUGCCUUCUUUGCCCAACACUUCAUCCAUCAGUUCUUCAAGACGUCUGGAAAGAUGGGUUCUGCUUUCACCAGUGCUCUGAGUCAUGGGGUAGACCUCAACCAAGUUUAUGGAGACAACCCACAGCGCCAGUACCAGCUACGCCUUUUCAAAGAUGGGAAGCUCAAGUUUCAGAUGUUGGAUGGGGAGAUGUAUCCACCUUCAGUGGCUGAGACUCAGGCAUUCAUGAAUUACCCAUCAAGUGUGCCUAAAAGUCACCAGAUGGCUGUGGGCAACGAGGAGUUAGGAAAGUUCCCAGGCCUCAUGAUGUAUGCUACAAUCUGGCUUCGGGAGCACAACCGUGUCUGUGACAUCUUGAGAGCUGAGCAUCCCUCCUGGAAAGAUGAGCAGCUCUUUCAGACGGCCCGACUCAUCCUCAUAGGUGAUUCUUUGAAAAUCUUAUAG
Gracilinanus agilis (Agile Gracile Mouse Opossum) is the source of this 1029-nucleotide messenger RNA. Its product is annotated as prostaglandin G/H synthase 1-like. Gene Ontology annotation, cellular component: cytoplasm; neuron projection. Bases 1 to 1029 code for a protein of 342 amino acids. Gene Ontology annotation, biological process: cyclooxygenase pathway; response to oxidative stress. Gene Ontology annotation, molecular function: prostaglandin-endoperoxide synthase activity; oxidoreductase activity, acting on single donors with incorporation of molecular oxygen, incorporation of two atoms of oxygen; heme binding. The transcript has 8 exons. The record is from RefSeq and is a predicted model, not a curated record. Lineage: Eukaryota; Metazoa; Chordata; Mammalia; Didelphimorphia; Didelphidae.